AGUACGUUUGGGUAGGUGCGACUCCACAAUUUCGUGUCCCAUGAAAUUGGCAUGGAAGAAGAAAAGAAGAAGCUUGGAAGAAAAUUUGAAUGGUUUCUCCGGAAAGAGUCUUGGAUCAAUCAAUGGAGCUACACUUCAAAGACGGCGCCUUCUCCAAGCUCAAGAACAAGAAGAGAUUUGUGUCCAUCGCCAUUAUAGCCGCCACAGCCGCGAUUCUUUGCGCGAUCCUGCCUGGGCCGCUGGGCGGCCUCAAAUACUACCCCGUGAAGCACCAGAUCGCUCCUCUUAAGAGCGUCCUGCCCAAGUGGCCAUCGCGCAACGAUAGCUUGCUCCAAUUCGCAAGCAUCGAGUUCCAGGAUCGCCUCUUCGGCCCCGAGAGCAUCGAGUUCGAUCCACAGGGGAAUGGGCCUUACACUGGGCUGGGCGAUGGCCGGAUCGUUCGCUGGAUGCCGGAUCGCGGAUGGGAAACGUUUGCCCUCUCAUCGAUCAACUGGAACAGGGAAGAAUGCGACAAUGGAGACGAUCCGCGACGGCGGGUGAGGAACGAGCACGUCUGUGGCAGGCCGCUGGGAUUGCGCUUCGAUCCUCGCUCGGGCGAUCUCUACAUUGCCGAUUCUUACUAUGGUUUGCUCGUUGUUGGCCCCAAGGGUGGGAUUGCGAGACCUCUGGUGAGCGAGGUGGAAGGGAUUCCUAUCAAGUUUGCCAACGAUCUCGAUGUUCAUCCCAAUGGAUCCGUCUACUUUACCGACACAAGCACGCGCUGGAAUCGCAGGUUACAUCACAUGGUGAUCGUUGAAGGAGAGAAUACAGGCCGUCUACUUCGGUAUGAUCCAAACACAGGCAACGCCGUGGUGGUUCUUCGCGGCCUAGCAUUUGCUAACGGAGUCCAGCUCGCAAGCGAUCAAUCUUUCCUCCUGGUAGUCGAGACAACCAAUUGCAGGGUUCUCAAGUUAUGGCUCAAAGGUAACUUAACUGGAACUCUCGAAGUUUUCGCUGAUCUUCCCGGCUAUCCUGACAACGUUCGUAUCAACGACAAGGGCCAGUUCUGGGUGGCCAUCGACUGCUGCCGAAACAGGAUCCAGGAGAUCAUGAGCUCCACUCCGUGGCUAAAGUCGCUCGUGUUCCGGGUGCCGGUUCCCUUGAGCUGGAUCAUGUACGUAGUCGGGGAGAAGAUGUACUCAGUUGCGGCGCUGUUUGACAAGCGGGGGCGGUUGCUCCGGCGGCUGGAAGACCGCGAGGCCCGGAUCGUGAAACUUAUAAGCGAAGUGUAUGAAAAAGAUGGGAAGAUCUGGUUUGGAACUGUCGUGCACGAUCAGAUUACCAGCUUCAUACUCCCAUGAUCACAUAAACUUAUUUAGAAGUUAAGUUCAAACACGGGUUGCAAAAUUUCCACCAGCAGAAAAA
Messenger RNA from Selaginella moellendorffii, 1404 nucleotides. RefSeq names its product protein STRICTOSIDINE SYNTHASE-LIKE 13. The coding region runs from base 90 to 1340 and encodes 416 amino acids. Lineage: Eukaryota; Viridiplantae; Streptophyta; Lycopodiopsida; Selaginellales; Selaginellaceae. Gene Ontology annotation, molecular function: strictosidine synthase activity. The transcript has 4 exons. The record is from RefSeq and is a predicted model, not a curated record. Gene Ontology annotation, biological process: biosynthetic process.